Baudoinia panamericana UAMH 10762 is the source of this 1677-nucleotide messenger RNA. RefSeq lists its product as uncharacterized. The annotation marks the transcript as partial. The record is from RefSeq and is a predicted model, not a curated record. The transcript is spliced from 3 exons. NCBI's taxonomy places the organism in Eukaryota, Fungi, Ascomycota, Dothideomycetes, Mycosphaerellales, Teratosphaeriaceae.
CUCUACCACCAUAUCGAGCAUGCUUUCAGGCAGCAACAAGAUCAGCUUGCAUUGAUUGUUGCCUACCAGCCUGCCGAUCAUCUCAGCCACGUCUUCUCCACAGCGUACAAUACUAGCGGAAGCCCUCCAAAUAGUGACCUGCCUUGCCUCGCCUGGACCUUUGCCCAGGUCCACGAACUCGCAUUUCGACUAUGGGCGGGGCUCUCAGGGGAAGGAAUACGUCCAGGCGCGACUCUCAUGACGCUUGUUGUCAAUCGAGCAGAGUUUAUCGUCCUUUACUACAUGGCUAUUGUCAUGCGGUUGACGUUCGUGCCGCUAGACCCCGGUGCUUUGGGACAGCCGCGCAAGGCCGAGCUAGAGAACUCUUUGCGCGUACUGAAGCCAGACCUUGUGGUCGUUGCCGAUGCUCAGGGCAUGGAAGCGGUCAGGUCCGCCUUUGGCGUCCGCUCACCGAGUGUGGGAUUGCAGCUCGACGGCCAGGUUGCUCAAGCUGAUGCUUGGACAGACAUGACCACUUUACUCGCAGAGGCCAAAAACACGCCCGUUGAGGAGACGGCUGUGACGGAGGCGCUGCGGGAUGUUGACCUGGACCGGACGCAUUUGAUUCUGUUCACCUCUGGGACUUCCUCUGGGAAACCGAAAGGCUGUCCGAGAAGCGUUCGAAGCAUGAGUAACAUCAACAACGCUGCGAUGAGCACGAAAGAAUACCCGAUCGUUCGCUAUCUGCAGGUGACGUCCAACUUUCGGGCAGUCUUCCCUGCUUUCACCAUUACUGCAUGGCGAGAUGGCGGUGCAGUGGUCAUAGCCAGCCCUGCGUAUGACACCAGCGUUGUCCUAGACGCAAUUGACCGCUUCAAGAUAUCUACUACCGGCCUGGUACCCGCCAUGGUUCACGCCAUUGGCACCCACCCCAACCAUAGUCCUCAGAAAGUUGCAAGCGUGACAGGCGUCCGGCUUGGUGGAGAUAUGAUCACGCGAGAUCUGCUGCAGAAAGCAGCUUCAGUGUUUCCUGCGGCUCAGGUGUCGACGGCUCAUGGGAUGACAGAGGGCGGAGGCUUCUUUGAAUGGCCCUUCUUCGAGACGCCGCUUGCGGAUAUACCAUACUACGGCGAAAUAUCGCCCCUUGGUCUUGCCACUCCGCAAGCUUCUUUGCGGAUAUGGGAUACUGAGCACAACAAAGUGGCUCGACGAGGUGAGCUGGGUGAACUGCACAUUUUGGCGCGAGAUGCAAUCGAGCGAUAUCUUGAAGGCGUAAACGAGGACAGCUUCUAUGAGGACGCUGAGGGGAGGUGGCUGCGAAGUGGUGACCUAGCAACCAUGACAAAGGAUGGCCUGUUCUACAUCCUGGGCCGCAUCAAGGAUGUCAUCAAGCGGGCAGGUGUCUCCAUUACCCCUGCCGCGCUUGAAAGUGCAAUCUCUAGCUUUUCCGGUUCUCAGACAGCAGUCGUCGCUGUGCCAUCUCCGACAUUGGGCGCCGAACCCUUUGCUGUCCUCGAGAAGACGGGCGGCUGGACAGCGGACGAGAUCAAGCACCAUGUGCUCGAAUUGUUUAACAAGGACUAUGCCCUCCGUGAUGCUGCAUCACUUGAACAGCUGGGUCUGACAGGUUUCCCACUCAAUGCGAGUGGCAAGAUACAAAAGCUGGAUCUACUGAAGCAUGUCGAGGGCUGGAUGGCC